AUGAACAAGUUUCGAGACCAGCCUAGCAGUUCUAGCAUGGUGAAAACACUUGAGAAGUACCACAGCUGUAGUUAUGGAUCAUUGAAAGCCAGCCAACCUGAAAAUGAGAGCCAGUAUAACUACCAUGAAUAUCUGAGGCUAAAGGCAAGAGUGGAAGUUCUGCAACGAUCACAAAGAAAUCUUCUCGGAGAAGAUUUGACCCCAUUAAACACUAAGGAGCUGGAGCAACUUGAGCACCAAUUGGAGAUGUCUUUGAGGAAGAUCAGAUCAACGAAGACUCAAUGCAUGUUGGAUCAGCUUGCUGAACUCCAAAGAAAGGAGCAAGUUCUUGCUGAAACAAAUAAAGCCUUAAGGAAAAAGUUGGAAGAAAAUGCUCAGGAAUUUCCAGUUAGGCAAAUGUGGGAAGGUGGAGCACAAACAAUUCCGUAUAAUCCCCUUCCUACACACUCUGACGAUUUCUUCCAGCCUCUUGGAUUGAACUCCACCAUGCACACCAGUUUCAGCGGAUUAAGAUAUAACCCUAUUGGCUCCGAUGAGAUGAAUGUUGCUGGUGUCAAUGGAAACAAUCCUAAUGGGCUGUUUCCAGGAUGGAUGCUGUAGUAGAAGAAAUGCAUCACCCUAAGUUUCCCACGGGUAAAAAUAAGAGAUUGAAGGCUUCAUAAGUCGUUGAGAGGACGACGAUGACCUUGAUUUGAAGAACCCAUGGAUUCUUGGCAUGUAUGUACUUAAUUUGUUUAAGAUUUUAAGCAAUCUGGAUUUGUUAUUAUUAUUUUGGUUGAAGUACAACUUUUUUGAUCUAUGUUCCAUUGAAGAUAAUCAUCAUGAAAUUUUUUUUGUUAACUUCUUUAUUUUGAUCGAAAACAUAUUUGUAGGAAUCCGUUUGUAAGGAGUUAGGUUUAAAAAAAUACAUGGUUGAUGGGAG
Molecule: messenger RNA, 922 nt
Organism: Lactuca saligna
Lineage: Eukaryota; Viridiplantae; Streptophyta; Magnoliopsida; Asterales; Asteraceae
Source: the annotation of a GenBank genome assembly